Staurois parvus is the source of this 1395-nucleotide messenger RNA. The record is from the annotation of a GenBank genome assembly. Lineage: Eukaryota; Metazoa; Chordata; Amphibia; Anura; Ranidae.
AUGUUUUCACUCCUGAUCUUCGCUGUGGGCUUUCUGCAGGGUCAUGCAGUCUACCUGAUAAACAGCACAGGCACAAUGAAUGAACAAGAAGUAUGCCAAUGCUCUGUCAUCCUUCCCGACAAUACAUUCCCAGCAGAUCGUCUGGAAGCUCUAGAGAUAUCCAACCAGAAACUGAGUAUCAGUGUCAAUCAGGAGAUCACCAAAAUACAAAAUUAUCAAGUCACAUUGAAUGAGUACAUACUAAAGCUGAAGAACCUAACUCGGCGUGUGGAGAUCGUUGAACUGGGUGGUAUCUCCUAUACCGAACUGGACUUCGAGUUACUUAAACUGGAGAUCAGAGAAAUGGAGUCUUUGGUGAUCAAGCUUAAGGCGUCCAUCAAUGGGUCCAACACCUUGGUGGAAUCACUCUUUGUAGAGAUCCACAACAUCUCAGUUAUGGUGAACCAGCUGGAGUCAUACGACAAGAACAAUGUCUUGGCCGUAAGGCGGGAAAUUGCUGCUCUGCGUAAGAAACUGGAAGAGUGCGAGAAACACCAAGGUGUUCCAGCUCCACCUCCACCAGUCAGUUACGGUACCUGCGAUCAUGGUGGUCUUAAAAACAUCAGCAAGCCAUUUGUGGUGCAGUUGAACUGGCAAGGAUUCAACUACAAAUUUGGAGGUUGGGGAAAGGACUCUUUUGUAGGUGGUGAUCAAGAUAUACACUGGGUGGCCCCUCUAACCACAGAUGGUCGUACAAUGAAUAUCUUACGAUUCUCCCCCACUUAUGAUGAUCUCUUGCUGUACAAGAAACCUACAGAUAAGAUCCUUACCAAUGGUCAAGGUGGUGGUGUGAUCCUCUUCAACAACUCCAUGUAUUACAACUGCUACAACACCAGGGACAUCUGCAAAUACAAAGUAGACACUGGUGCUUUGGAGAGGAAGACGCUCACAGAUGCCACCUUCAACAAUCGCUUCUCCUACGCAUCAUCUAUUUGGCAAGACAUUGACCUUGCUAGUGAUGAAGAUGGUCUUUGGGUCAUCUACUCUACAGAACAGAAUUCUGGAAACAUGGUCAUAGGUAAACUUAACUCAACCACUCUAACCGUAGAGAGAUCUUGGUCUACUGCCCAGUAUAAACCCGCUGUCACCAACGCUUUCAUGAUUUGUGGGGUCCUGUAUGCAACUAGAACCCUCAAUACCCGAAAGGAAGAAAUUUUCUAUAUGUAUGACACCAACACAAGCAAGGAGGGCCAAAUCAGCAUUGUCCUUGACAAGAUGAUGGAAAAUGUACAGAGUCUGAGCUACAACCCUAAUGAUUACAAGCUCUAUAUGUACAAUGAUGGGUAUUUGGUUACCUAUGAUCUUGCCUUCAAGCCACAAGAAAAACCUACAGAAAAUUUUCCAUUAAGGAAGUAA